Tachysurus vachellii is the source of this 2556-nucleotide messenger RNA. It is a transcript of the gene gcnt4b.2, whose product is annotated as glucosaminyl (N-acetyl) transferase 4b, tandem duplicate 2. NCBI's taxonomy places the organism in Eukaryota, Metazoa, Chordata, Actinopteri, Siluriformes, Bagridae. Gene Ontology annotation, molecular function: acetylglucosaminyltransferase activity. The record is from RefSeq and is a predicted model, not a curated record. Bases 173 to 1435 code for a protein of 420 amino acids. Gene Ontology annotation, cellular component: membrane. The transcript has 2 exons.
AUGUUCCUCUCACUGUCAAGUAAAAGGAAGUAAGAAGCAGCUCCGAUCAGCUCUUUCUCCUUGUUUUACUAUCUGUUUUUCGGUUUGGUUUUUAAGCGUCAGGAAAAAUACCCUGAAGUUUGAUGACUUUUCCGUCGUGGAUUUUGAGGCGCAGCGAUUUACUCAGUAACGAAUGAAAAUCUGCUUCAGACUCCGCAACCCUGGAAAGCAGUUGCUUUUUCUCUUGUUGUUGAUUGUGGUAUUUUGCGGUCUGGUCAUAUAUGUGAAAGUUACCGAUGAUGAUAACGACAUUAAAUAUAAUGAAACCACCCUAACAAAUAUUCAGUGGAGUUUCACUGAACAAAAUGAAAUCAACUGUUCGGAUAUUUAUGAGAUGGACCCUGUUGCUUUGGGCAAGUCUUUGAAACUCAGAAAGAAAAUCCCACCCAUGCCAAAUGACAAGGUCAUUGUGAAUGUAACUUUGGACUGUGAACAAUUUUUGGCAAUAAGGAGGUACAAUGAAGUCCAGGUAUCAGAGCAAGAACUCAACUUUCCACUUGCUUACUCUCUGGUGGUGCACAAAGAUGCAUACUUGGUGGAGCGGCUCCUGCGUGCCAUUUAUGCCCCACACAACAUAUAUUGCAUCCACUAUGACCUGAAAUCAGCAUCUGCUUUCACUGAAGCGAUACGUGGUCUGGCACGCUGCAUUCCAAAUGUCUUUGUGGCUUCACAGUUAGAGACGGUGCAGUACGCGGGCAUCUCACGCCUCCGUGCUGACCUCAACUGCCUCUCUGAUCUCCUAAACUCCAAGAUCCACUGGAGAUAUGCCAUCAACUUAUGUGGCCAGGAUUUUCCACUCCGUUCCAAUGCAGAACUUGUAUCAGAGCUUAAGGCCCUAAAAGGUAUGAACAUGCUCGAGACAGUCCGUCCCAGUAAAUACAAAGAGCAGCGCUUCACUUACCACUUUAGGCUCAAAGAUGUACAAUUUCAGUAUCUUGCCUCUCCAGUCAAAACAGGUGAGAAGAAACAGCCUCCACCUCAUAACAUUGAGAUGUUUGUGGGCAGUGCUUACUUUGUUCUCUCCAGAGAAUUUGUAAACUUUGUGCACUGGAGUCCUCUGGUAAAAGACUUUCUAACUUGGUCUUAUGACACAUAUUCACCUGAUGAACAUUUCUGGGCCACCUUGAUUCGCAUCCCUGGAGUCCCUGGUGAGAUCAAAAGGUCGGACCCAGACAUUUCGGACCUGAUGAGCAGAACAAGGCUGGUGAAAUGGCAAUACCUGGAGGGGAAGCUUUAUCCAGCAUGCACAGGGGUACAUGUACACAGCGUGUGUAUUUAUGGUUCUGCCGAGCUCCGGUGGCUACUCAAUGAUGGACACUGGUUUGCCAAUAAGUUUGAUCUGAAGGUAGACCCAGUGAUUGUUGAAUGUCUUGAAAGGAACCUGAUUGAGAGGUAACACAGUAACUGGAUAAUUUUUACUGGGACUUUGUAUAUGCUCCUAUACUGACCGAUUCUGCUAGAAAAAAAGUUUAUCUUAUGAAUUUGCUAUUUUUUCUAAAAUGGUGAGAAUGUACUUUUAAGGAUCAAGAUUUUUCAAUUUAGGGGUCUAAAAUUUCUGGCAAUUUCUAGACAUUCAGUUUUUUAUACAUAUUAUUAUCCUCUAGGAUCAUGGUGCCACAUUUAAGGCAAUGCAAGACUCAGUACACAAUAGUGCAAAUUAAGCUUCAUCUAUGAUGCAUAAAUGUGGGAGCCAAAGCCAUGUGUAAUUUUGUCCAUGACAAGUAUAAAAUUUUGUAGCUGGAAAGCACUGAAAUGACUCUGAUGUUUGCCAGUGUGUUUUUUUGACAGUUUGUUUUUAAAUGAUAUCCAUCCUGACAACUACAGUUCAAGCUAAAAUGAACUUCCUAUUGGUUGUUGUACUUAGCACUGAAGUCGUGUUCAAUACUGGAUGUUCAAUUCAAUUAAAUUUACAUGUUUCCAGAUCUAAAUUUUGCAUUUUUUAAUCUAUACCUAAUGUGCAAGCCAGAAAUGAUGGGAAAUAAAAGAAAUCCAUACUAAUCUGGAUGUAACCCAAAAGUGCAACUGUAAAUAUUUUAUAUUUUUAUAUUUAAUAUUAAAUAUAUUUGUCCAUAUGUGUGCAUAGUGAGAACAUGGUCACAUGUGUGCAUAGUGAGAACAUGGUCACAUGUGUGCAUAGUGAGAACAUGGUCACAUGUGUGUAUAGUGAGAACAUGGUCACAUGUGUGCAUAGUGAGAACAUGGUCACAUGUGUGCAUAGUGAGAACAUGGUCAACACUGCAAAAUGGCUGCAGGCACAACAAUUUCCAGCAGUAUAUAAUGCGCUAAAGGUAUUAAGACCAAAUACGUAAAGUUAGCUUUUAUUAUUUAUGACUAAAUUAUUCUUAGGGUGGUUGCAAUUUAUGUUUUACAAAUGUAUAAAGUUCAAUCUAUCCGAAUAUCGAUUUAUGUGAUUCAUUUUCAGCUUUUAGUCACUUUCUCUCAACACUGAGUUUGAGUUAAUUUAGUAAUAAAUGGAAGAAUAUUGCUUGAAAAAUAAACUUUGUGACUGUACUUGUA